UUAGACUGUCACUCUUUGUUUGUUUCUUGUAUUUAUGAUAUUCAUCUAUCAUUUUUAGUGUAUAAAUAUGUGCAGAAGAGAGUUUGCACAUGGUAAAGUUGUCCUUCAUUGGAACAAGUAUUAUUUUACUUAUACUUGCAGCAAGACACAGUGUGUGCAUUAAGAACGAGGAAAUUAACAGAAACAGAAUUUGGGACCUCAGAAGUAAAAAGCCAUCUCCUGAUGUAUCUAAGAACAAUAUGUAUAGUCCGCUUACUACAACUGAAAAAAAUACUAAACCAGAUUUUUUAAAAAGUGUUCACAUUGCAUCUUCUAUUCCUAUGGAUGUUCAGGUCAUAGAUGACAACACAGAUUACAUCACAGUGCACAUAUCAUUAAGAAACUAUAUGAUGCUUGAGUGCAUAGACAAACUUAACAUUUUCAGUGAUGAAAUGGUUGGAAUUGAAUUUUCUGCUAGCACUCUUAAACGGAUUAAAGGUCUUCACCUGACUCUUCUUCCCAUUAAUACAGAUGUAGAGGUUGAAAAGAUUUUAUUCUCACCAGAAGAAAAUAUAAUUGGUAUGCUGAUCCCUAUGAAUAGUAUCAUAAAAUACUUUACUUUUGCUCUGAAAAAUAUGUUUAAUAAUAAUGCUUGCAUGACCUUUGAUGAUUUAAAGUGCACAGUGAAGCCAGAGCACAGAAGGAUUACCAUACAGCUGCGCAAGGAGUACUUCAUCCCUACCUUUGAUAUGGCUAAGGACACAACUACGAUCAUAAACCAGCAUGUGCGCUAUCCAGACUCUCUGAUGGUAGAAUACAGUAUAGAGAAGCAUGAUCCAAUCCAGAACGUUCUAUACAAGAACAAUAUAUGUGUAAAAAAAUUAAUUCCAGAUUUUAUGUCGACAAGCCUCUUUAAUUACUCUCAGCAAAAUGAAAUGCCCAAAAUAAAGUAUAUUGACAUUGACACAGCGAACCUUCAAAGCAUUCUGUUUUCCAAGAUGGUAGAAGCUUUCAUGGACAGAAAAUUGAUUAAUACCGUGCUGCUAAAGAAAUUCAAGAGCAAGUCAGCAAACAAGAAUCUGUGCUCUGAUAAACCUACUUAUUCAUUCAACAAAAAUGGAGCUAUCAUUAACUCCGAGAGUGUAUUUGUCACAAAGACCAACCUAGAGAAGAAUAUGUACAACCUGGGUCUGGGCGAUAUUAUUCCAAGUAAGUAUUUAGAAACACCCAACAAAAUGCAUAUAAAGGAGAUGGCCCCAGAAUUUUCAAAUCAAUACGGGGAGAUCACUAUCGCACACAUCUUCGAUGAAAAGUGCAAGUAUGAUGCAAAUAACAUUGAAUCAUUAGAAAUCCUUAUGUUUGCACUGCAAUCGCUGAUAAUUGAAGUAUCUCAGCUGCCACUAGAUAAGAAGACAUACAGAGAUAUAACAAAUAUCCAGCAAGUGAUUGAGCCGGGCAUUGCAUAUGCAAUUAAGAACAGAGAAAACCACAAGAUUCUAUCCUCAUCUAUUUACUACUACGUUGUGCAGGUUUUAUACGGAACUCACAAGUUAAAGAUAAACUAUGAGAAAAUCCUUGGAUACCUCGCAUACAUUGAUGCACACUCACCCUUCAUAAAGAAGAAUGCUUCAAAGCAGGAUCUUGAAAAGAUAAUUAUUGCAUCUCCUGCACUUUGCAACAACUUCAAGAAGGUCAUUCUGGGAUGUUCAUGUGGCGAGCAGGUGUAUGAGCACAGUAGGUGUACUGUAAGCAAGAUCCCACACAACUCAAUUGUAGUGUGGAACACAAACACUGAGUGUGCCCAGGCCGAUAGAGUGCAGGUCAUUGGGUGUGCCUGCAUUGAAGAAUUGCUAAAAUCACACUGCAAUGACAAUGACUGCUUUAUAGAUAAAUUCACUGGAGAGUGCCCUGUGGAUGAAAAAGGUAAUGUUAACAAAAACAUAGGUUCAAAGAACUCUGGCAAAAACAAGUCUAAGAAAUCAGCUGGUGUAUUUGUUAAGAAGGCUAAGGCAGAUGAUUCUAGCUCAUUCAGCUCAGGAACAAAAACCGUUAUAAGUAUGGUGGCAAUAGCCUUUGCUAUAAUAAGUAUAUGCUCAUCUGUAUACUAUAUUUUCUUUGUCUAA
This is a messenger RNA of Nematocida parisii ERTm1, 2102 nucleotides long. RefSeq lists its product as uncharacterized. The record is from RefSeq and is a predicted model, not a curated record. Bases 90 to 2102 code for a protein of 670 amino acids. NCBI's taxonomy places the organism in Eukaryota, Fungi, Microsporidia. The transcript has a single exon.